UCUCUCUCUCUCUCUCUCAUGGUUCUUAUCUGAUCGAUCAACCUCUGCCUUUUUCAUGUCUUAGAAAUUACCUGUAAUUUUAUCAAUGCUCUCUGUGUGCCCUAUGUGAUCGAAAUCGAAAUCGUAGGGCAAGCAUAGAUUUGGUCUUAGGGUUUAUAAAAAUCUUUAUUUUGGUUAUUUUUGUGGUUUAAGUUUAGAAAUGGGUGAUGUAGCUUUGAGGAUAAUGAUGCCUAAUCCGAGAAAGCCUCACUUCUUUGCCUUCUUCUCUGCUGAUUUGAGCUCAGACCGGCUGAAAAUACCUGAGAGAUUUAUGAUUCACAUGGAAGGCAGAACAUCUGGGAUUGUUGUGUUGUCUGGUCCCAGCGGGAAUGUGUGGAAUGUUCACUUGAUAGAACACAAUGGUGAUUUGUUUUUCCAUUAUGGUUGGCCGGCAUUUGUGAGUGACCAUUCCCUAGAAUGUGGUGACUUCUUGAUUUUCAGAUAUGAUGGUGAGUUGCAUUUCACUGUGCAAGUUUUUGAUCAAACUGCGUGUGAGAAAGAAACCGCGUUUCAUACCCGAUGUGGUCAAAAUUCUAGCUACCAUGAAAAACUUAUCGGACGGAAAAGGGCCAGGGAGGAAGGAUGUGGACUUGACAGGUUAUUUGAAGAAUCAACUUCUUUCCAGCAAUCAACACCAUAUGAAACUCCGGGUUUGGAUGUUGUCAUAUACAAAGCAAAGCAAGCCAUCCAGAAUAAUUUGAAGGAUAGAGGUUGUAUGCAGAUGACUCCGGCACAUGAAGUAACUCAAUCAUUUAGCUCCUCUAAUCCUUACUUCAUGAGAAUCAUGAAAAGUUUCAACAUCAGUGGUUCAUAUACUUUGAAUAUUCCUUAUAAAUUUUCAGUGGCACAUCUACCGAACUGUAAAGUAAAGAUUGUCCUUCUAAAUUUGAAAGGAGAAAGUUGGACUGUCAAUUCUGUGCCAACUACAAGAGUGCAUACAAGUCAUACUCUGUGUGGAGGAUGGAUGGCUUUUGUACGUUAUAAUGACAUAAAGCUAGGGGAUAUGUGCAUUUUUGAACUGGUACGCGAGUGUGAAUUUCGUGUCCAUAUUCAAACUGGAGAAACGUCGGGUAAGUUGUGUGCUGGGCUGCCUCUGAAAGGUUUGUCAAAGAAAGUCAAGGGGAACUCUCCGAAAGUCCAUACAAAGAGCCUAAGGAAGAUAGAGAUGGCUGAAACAAGGAAACAUGGAAGUACAUCAAAAUCUAUUGCCAAAGGCACAAUUUGCGCUCAAACAAAAACAGCCAGUAAAAAGCUGGCUACUCGGAGGAAAAAAAGUGCUGUAGAUGAACUAGGGUCAAAAUCGGAGUUAAGAAUGAGGUUGACUCUUGAUGAAGAAAAGGCAACUCAAUCUUUCACUUCUAGCUUUCCAAGUUUUGUCAAGAUCAUGAAGAAGUUCAAUAUUAGUGGGUCAUAUACAUUGAAAAUCCCAUACCAGUUUUCCACAGAAUAUUUACCCAACUUUAAAACGGAGAUCGUGCUUCGUAAUUCGAAAGGGGAAUCUUGGACGGUGAACUCUGUUCCAGACUCAAAAGGGCGAGUGGUGCAUACUUUCUGUGGCGGGUGGAUGGCAUUUGUACGUGGAAAUAAUGUCAACAUCGGAGAUAUCUGCAUUUUUGAACUUAUUGGUAAGCACGAGAUGCGAGUAAACAUUUCUGCCGCUGAUCAGAAUGGGUUUGAUCAUCACACUGGAGAACCAUUGACUAAUGCAGUAUAGCUAGUGUAAUCUACCAGAAUUUGUGCAUUCUGACAUACAUGGUUCAAGCUCAACUAUCCAUGAAGUCAUUUGUAUGGCGAGUUUUUCUAUUUCCAAGUAUUCUGCUCUAAUCAUGUGUGGAUAGGUCUGGUAACUAAAUUCUCUCUAUGCGGACCUUUUCAUCUACAAGACUACCAGGCAAUCAUCCUUGUCUGUGAUGAAUGUGAAUAUGUUGAUCAAACUUAAAAGGAAA
This is a messenger RNA of Argentina anserina (silverweed cinquefoil), 1985 nucleotides long. RefSeq names its product B3 domain-containing protein Os03g0620400-like. NCBI's taxonomy places the organism in Eukaryota, Viridiplantae, Streptophyta, Magnoliopsida, Rosales, Rosaceae. The transcript is spliced from 6 exons. The record is from RefSeq and is a predicted model, not a curated record. Gene Ontology annotation, molecular function: DNA binding. The coding region runs from base 200 to 1753 and encodes 517 amino acids.